AUGGUGAUGGACGAGACGUUGUUCCGCAUCCUGGAGCGAGUGAAGAACUUCGCCGUCAUCUACCUCGUCAACAUCGACGAGGUGCCCGAUUUUAACCAGAUGUACGAGUUGGACCACGACAGCAACGAACCUUACAACAUCAUGUUCUUCUGGCGCAACAAACACAUGAUGGUCGACUACGGCACCGGCGACAACAACAAACUCAAUUUCCCCAUCGAUGACGAACAGGAGGUGAUUGACAUCAUCGAGACCAUUUAUCGCGGCGCCACUAAAGGUAAAGGGUUGGUGGUGUCCCCGCGCGACUACCUGACCCGCCGGCGAGCCUAG
Messenger RNA from Diutina rugosa, 327 nucleotides. Its product is annotated as U4/U6-U5 snRNP complex subunit. Lineage: Eukaryota; Fungi; Ascomycota; Pichiomycetes; Serinales; Debaryomycetaceae. The transcript has a single exon. Gene Ontology annotation, cellular component: spliceosomal complex; U5 snRNP; U4/U6 x U5 tri-snRNP complex. The record is from RefSeq and is a predicted model, not a curated record. Gene Ontology annotation, biological process: mRNA splicing, via spliceosome. The coding region runs from base 1 to 327 and encodes 108 amino acids.